Messenger RNA from Pristis pectinata (smalltooth sawfish), 2578 nucleotides. RefSeq names its product ankyrin repeat and SOCS box containing 2a, tandem duplicate 1 (gene asb2a.1). The record is from RefSeq and is a predicted model, not a curated record. Gene Ontology annotation, molecular function: protein binding. Lineage: Eukaryota; Metazoa; Chordata; Chondrichthyes; Rhinopristiformes; Pristidae. Gene Ontology annotation, biological process: intracellular signal transduction. The transcript has 9 exons. The coding region runs from base 5 to 1951 and encodes 648 amino acids.
GAGAAUGGCGACACGGGUCACUACCACCCGCGAUUCGGGGCGCACCUUUGGCCAAGAGGAGUACAGUUUGUACAGCAGCCUGAGUGAGGAUGAGCUCAUUCAGAUGGCGGUCGAGCAAAGCCUCACUGUGUCGCCUUCUUCCUCCGGUCAGCCUCCUAGUUCGACAGUGCAGACCCACCCCAGAGCCCGAGCCCAGGCUCAGGUGAAUCGUCCAGCGGUUCAGACUUCUGGAGCCCAGCCAUGUCCCAAGAACAGGUCGCCUCUGACCAGCGCUGCUCCCACAGCGAACCCUCCGAGAACAGCUUACUACAGGAGAUACGACGGCAGACUCUUCCCUGUCUCCAAGCCGGCAGCGGAGCCUGACCCUGUCACCAUUGCGAUAAGUAAUGGUGAUGAAGAAGCCUUGAAAAAAAUGAUACAAAUGGGGAAGAAACUUUCUGUGCCAAAUCCAGAUGGUUGGAUCCCUCUGCACGAAGCUGUCUUUUACAACAAGCCAGGCUGUGUGAAAUUGCUACUGUCAGCUUAUCCUGGAACUGUGGAUUGUCGGACACUGGCAGAGGAAACUGCCUUGUAUUUAGCAACAGCCAGAGGAUACCUGGAGUGUAUGCUUUGUCUUCUGGAAGCAGGAGCAGAAUGUGACAUCACUAAUAAGACCAAAGAAACUGCACUCUACAAAGCCUGUGAAAAUAAAAAUGCGGAAGUUGUGAAGCUUCUAGUAAAAUUCAAUGCUGACGUUAAUCACCGCUGCAACCGUGGAUGGACUGCUCUUCACGAGGCCGUUGUACGAAAUGAUCUGGACAUCAUUGAAGCUCUUAUCACUGCUGGUGCCAAGAUUGAGGCAACAAAUGCUUAUGGCGUCACUCCAUUAUUUGUUGCAGCUCAGAGUGGACAAAUGGAAGCUGUGCGUUUUCUCAUCAAGUGUGGUGCUAAUGUCAACACCCAAGCCAGUGAUAAUGCCUCAGCGUUGUAUGAAGCCAGCAAAAAUGAGCAUACCGACAUUGUGGAAUUUCUCCUUUCACAAAACGCCGAUGCAAACAAGGGAAACAAGGAUGGCUGGCUGCCCCUUCACAUUGCAGCUGCAAAAGGCAACAUGGACCUAGUUCAAAUGUUGCUUCCAGUUACCAGUAAGGUUCGGGUGAGACGCUGUGGAAUUAGCCCUCUUCACCUUGCUGCACAACACAACCAUGUGGAUGUUAUGGUAGAGCUAAUGGAAGCUGGCUACAAUAUCAAUGCCCUCUUAUCACCUGAAAGAUCCCGACUUUUUGAAGACAAACGUACUUCUGUUUUGUACUUUGCUGUUUACAACAACAAUAUUGAGGCUACGGAAAUUUUGCUGAAGGCUGGAGCAAAUCCUAAUGUGGAUCUGAUAAACCCCCUCCUCAUCGCUAUCCGACAUGGCUCCAUCAGAAUUAUCCAGAAACUCAUGGACUACGGAGCUAACAUUAAUGCCUAUAUUCCGACACACCCCACUUCCUUCCCAGCAACAAUCAUGUUUUCUAUGAAGUACCUCAGUUUGCUAAAGUUAGUUAUGGAUUAUGGUGGUGAUGGAGAAUCUUGCUUUAAGUGUGAAUAUGGCAACCGUCAACAUCCAGAACAAGAGCAGAGAAGACCUGACAGAGAACCGGAGCGUAAACAUCCAAAAGUUGUACAAUUUUGUGAGAUUAUAUCCACAGAUGGAAUCUACAGAUGGGCUGGGCCAAUCAUUGAUGUGAUACUUGACUACGUUGGUAAUGUGACUCUCUGCAGCAAGUUGAAGGAACAUCUGGACAGCUAUGAAGAUUGGUCAACUAUCAAAGCUAAAUCAGAACCUCCGAGACCUCUUGUUCAUCUUUGUAGAAUUAAAAUUCGAAAGCUUUUGGGACGCGAAAGAUUAAAACUUAUUGAAGUGCUGCCUCUCCCUGGCAGGCUGAGAAAUUACCUGGAGUACAAUUGUACAAACGAGUUUGCAUAAACGAAGCCAUUUGCAAGGAACAACAUAAUUUACAAUAGAAAUACAUGUACAUUGCGGGACACAGAGAAAGAAGUCAGUCCACAGUCAAAAGUAUGAAAGCUGCACGUGAUUUUUGAUAUGUGACUGUGCAACAGAGCAAAAGGAAAUAAUAUUUCAUGGGAAAAUAACACAGAAGUUAAAGAUCCACCAACUAACUAUGUCGAUGAUUGACUGAGUGAAUGAGCACCAGGAGGCUGGAAAAUAAAUUCAGGAUUUUUGGAUUUAGUAAAGAAAUCUAAACCUGAGUGUUUUGAAAUGGAAACUUCCUAAAAAUGCAUUUCAUGCCAAUCAACAUGUGAAAGAAAAAAGGUAGGCUUCAUUUCGGUUGGGUCCUUUCACGAGUUCGAAUGGAAGGUUCCCCCAGAAGAGUCAGCCACUCUUUUUCCAUUGCUGCCUGAUCUACUGUGCAUUUCCAACAUUUUGUACUUUCAAAUCAGCUUUCCAAUAAAUUGCAGCAUUUUAAUCUGUAUAUACGCAAUAUGGAAAAGGUACCAAGAUUCGUGUAGAAAUAUGGAGACACAAGAGACUGAAGGUGCUGGAAUCUAAGCAACAAACGAUCAGCUGGACAAACUCAGCAGGUUGAGCAGC